UACGAUCUGUACAGAUCAUCACAACCUCUCAACUUAUGUGACGAAAAGCUUUCACUCUUUCACUGGGAUUCUAAAUAAAGUAACGACAAAAAAUAUUUUAAUGAUGCCUGUACGUGGAGUACUGAUGAAUAUUAUAUCUAGAAAUGUUUCUACAUCAACUAUGUCUAAUCAAAUAAUUAAAUUAACGAGAUUAAGAGUAGUAGAUAAUAGCGAAAUUGGGAAACAGGCUAUGAUGGAAGGGAAACCACCACGUUGUAUUCAUGUUUAUAAUAAGAAAGGGGUUGGUUACAUAGGUGACAGAGUAAUGGUUGCUAUAAAAGGAGAAAAGAAGAAGGGUAUAUUGGUUGGGUUGAAGCAGAAACAAAAUGCAAAAGUACCAAAGUUCGACAGCAACAACAUAGUUCUGAUAGAUGACAAUGGAACACCCUUAGGUACUAGAAUACAUGUACCGAUUCCUCAUAUUAUUAGAACAAUCAUGAAAGAAAAAACACAUACCAAAGGUGCAGAUUAUACAAAACUUUUAGCCAUAGCUACAAAGUUUGUUUAAAAUAUGCAGAUGACUAUUAAUUUGUUUACAAUAAUUAUAAAUUACAAUUUAUAUUUCUGUA
This is a messenger RNA of Ceratina calcarata, 608 nucleotides long. It is a transcript of the gene mRpL14, whose product is annotated as mitochondrial ribosomal protein L14. The record is from RefSeq and is a predicted model, not a curated record. Gene Ontology annotation, biological process: translation. Bases 101 to 547 code for a protein of 148 amino acids. The transcript is spliced from 3 exons. Gene Ontology annotation, cellular component: mitochondrion; ribosome. Gene Ontology annotation, molecular function: structural constituent of ribosome. Lineage: Eukaryota; Metazoa; Arthropoda; Insecta; Hymenoptera; Apidae.